ACAGCUCUUUGUUCUUCAUACGCUAACUUGUCUACGAUUUUGUAGACGAGCAAGGUUUAUAUUCUGGCAUUUACAUCUAUAAUGGCGAAACGUAGUCCACCGGAAAGUGACUUUGAAGACGCAGAAUCUUUUUCAGAUCAGUCAGAAAAGAAACCCAGUUCUUCUCGUCGACUGAAAAAAGGAGGUGCCAAAGUAGAUGUGAAGCCGAACAAACCUCGCACAGUCAAAAAGCCCAAGUUUGAUGAGUCUAGUGAUGAGGAUGAGACCGAAAAACACCACUCUGUUGCAGUUCAUUCUACCCCAGAAGGAGAGAAAUACAUCGACUUAGGCAAAAAGAAACGUGCUACUGUAAGAAAGUUUAAGGGUGCUGUUUUUGUUGACGUACGUGAAUUUUUUGGCAACCCUGGGGAGGAGAAACCAGGGAAAAAGGGAAUUUCACUUGGUUUGGAGCAGUGGGAGGCUCUAAAGAGCGGUGCGAGUACUAUUGAUUCUCUCUUCACCGAGCUUAAAUCGUAAAAUUGCUCCACUACAUUGUCUCGCCGUUUGUGAGCAACCGUCUAAUCAUUAUGUAUAGUACCAAUAGUACUACAUAUCCUGUAUUUUUAUGCAAUACCUGCAGCAGCUUUGUGUGCACCUUCU
Serpula lacrymans var. lacrymans S7.9 is the source of this 639-nucleotide messenger RNA. RefSeq lists its product as uncharacterized. Bases 82 to 516 code for a protein of 144 amino acids. Lineage: Eukaryota; Fungi; Basidiomycota; Agaricomycetes; Boletales; Serpulaceae. The transcript has 5 exons. Gene Ontology annotation, biological process: positive regulation of transcription initiation by RNA polymerase II. Gene Ontology annotation, molecular function: DNA binding; transcription coactivator activity. The record is from RefSeq and is a predicted model, not a curated record.